Carassius gibelio (silver crucian carp) is the source of this 2120-nucleotide messenger RNA. It is a transcript of the gene ankrd33aa, whose product is annotated as ankyrin repeat domain 33Aa. Bases 214 to 1578 code for a protein of 454 amino acids. NCBI's taxonomy places the organism in Eukaryota, Metazoa, Chordata, Actinopteri, Cypriniformes, Cyprinidae. The transcript is spliced from 5 exons. Gene Ontology annotation, molecular function: protein binding. The record is from RefSeq and is a predicted model, not a curated record.
CACUGCAAUAACUCUUCUGCUUCAGGUCAACAGUCUGCGAAAAUAACUGUGGCCGCACAUCACCUCUCCGCGUGCUCUCUGAAUCCAACUCAUCCAGCCAACCCGACGUGAACCAGCUCUAAAAAUCCUGAAGAUUCCAGAGAGGGAUCGGCGAGGACGCAGAUGAUGAUAAAGUGCCUGCUGAGCGUGUGAGUCCUGGCUCGUGCUGGCCAGAUGGCUGAGGUUAAAGUCACGGUGCAAGAGGAUCCAAAUCUGGGCUCCGGUCCAGAUGAGGAUGCCUCUGAAUUGUCAGAUUCUGAGAAUGAUUCAGAUUCUGGGAGUGUGCUGUCAGAUGACUCUGUGCUCCCGGACUAUGAACGGGAAGAUGCCAGUGGAGGCUCUGCCAACACCUUGUACCAAGCCUGUGCCAAGAACAAUGCGGCAGCCCUCCGCCGAGUUCUGGAGAGAGGUGUUACAAGAGAAGAAGUCAUGGAACUAGACAUAAAUGGCAGGAACGGUCUGAUGGUGGCAGUCUCAAAAGGCUUUCUGGAUCUGGUGUACGGACUCGAUCAGUGCCCAUUUCUGGAUAUCAAUCAUCAGGAUAAUGAUGGCAACACUGCACUCAUGAUUGCUGCACAGGCUGGUUUCGUAAUCAUCCUCACCUACAUCCUAAAUUACUUCAGCAGUGUGGACAUGGAGCUCCGGGACAACCGAGGCUUCACCGCACUCCUCAAGGCAGUCAUGCAGGGCAGUGAUGACUGUGUGGCUUCUCUGCUCAUGGCUGGAGCCAAUGUAAAUGUUGUGGAUGCCACAAGGGAGAAGGAUAUACGAGAAUGGGCUCUGAAGACAGGUCGUUUUGAGACAUUAAACAGACUUAGACGGCUGGACAGCAGACCUCAGGCUGAACAAUUCUGUGAAAAAUAUGUAGCAGAGUGGCCAGAACUGAAGGAGCUAGUGGCCAAGGCCACAGCCACAAAAAGCACAGGACAGAAAAUUGCCCAUCGACUGAAAUCCACAUUCACAUUUAGUUUCCCACAUGACCCUCAGGACAAUGGCAUCAUGGACCAUAUGGUGCGCAUAACCACAAGCAUCCACAGUCCCUUGGUGGUAACCGGAUGCCGUCCUCUUUGUCCAUUGAGCCCGCCGGAGAUUGGAAAGAGGCGUCUGGCUGUGCCUGAACUGAUGCAGAUGCACCCUGGGAAAAAGCUUGAGGAACAUGGGAUGCGGCACAGCAAUGGCUCCAUCUCUGUCACAUCUACCUCUGCCACUUCUGUAUCGCUGGGCUCAUGCUGCUCCGACUCAGAGCAGAGAGGCAGCGUACUCUCCCUGGCCUCCAAUGUAGUCCGCAAGCUUGUCCCGCGCAGUAUGGCCCGUCACAAUACUGUGUUCCCCACUGGCUGCGUUCCCCAAAUCAAAGUAACUAAGUCUGGAGAGCCAACGCCCAAGAAGGAGAAAAAGAAAAAGCUAACCAAAGGUUACCUAGAGCCACCGAUAUGGAAGUAUAAGGAGGCUAAAGAGGAGAAGAAAAAAGAGAAGAAAAAGGAAAAAGCAGAACAAGAGAAAAUGGAUAAAAGAGCCAAGAAAAAAGCUACAAAAUAAAUAAGCUCAAAACAUUUUGCCGUGAUACUCUCAGAUUUGUCUGCUAUCAUUCCAGACCUUUAAUUUCUGAGUUAAAGGGAAAUGGAUCUUGCUUUCACAGUCUUUUUAAAUGAAUGGAUAGCAGGGUCAAGGCAGUCUAAAGACAUCUGAUUCAUUUACAUAACCUCAAUACGAUUAAUACCUCUCCAACAACCAGAAGGCCUGUAUUUACACUGUUUCAGGUCUUCUUCUUUAAGCCCACGAUACUUAAUGUGUUUGCUAAGGCCACAUUAUUCAUUGUAAUGGAUCAUUUUACAAAAGACUUUUUAAGCUACACUAUCGUUCAGAAGUUUGUUUUCAGUAUGGUUUAUCAUUUUUAAUGUUUUUGAAAGUCUCGUGUUCACCAAGGCUGCAUGUAUUCAAUACAGUAAAAGCAGAAAUUUUAUGAAAUAUUACAACAUUAAGUGUUUUCUAUUUUGUUUUAAAAUUUACAUUUUCCUGUGAUGGCAAAGCUAAAUUUUCAUUGAUGAAUAAAGGUGUAAGAAAGAGAGAAAGAAAGAAAG